AUGUCUGCCAACGACCAGUAUCAAACGCCAUUGGCGUCUCGAUAUGCCAGCAAUGAGAUGAAAAAGAUAUUCUCUGCCCGCGAACGAGCUACGACAUGGCGCAAACUCUGGCUUUGGCUAGCAGAAGCCGAGAAGGAGCUCGGUAUCAAGCAGAUCAGCGAUGAGGCGGUUGAGGCGAUCAAGGCCAACGUCGUGGUGAGCGAUGAGGCAUUCAAAGUCGCCGCUGUUGAAGAACGCCGCCGGAGGCACGAUGUCAUGGCCCAUGUAUAUGCGUUGGAAAAGGAUGCUCCUGCGGCUGCUGGUGUUAUCCAUCUUGGAGCUACGUCGUGCUAUGAUUUGAUCUUCAUCCGCGAUGCGCUUGAUUUGAUUCUCCCAAAGCUUGCCAAAGUUAUCCACAACCUCGCCCAGUUCUCCCUCAAAUACAAGGAUCUUCCGGCCCUUGGAUUCACUCACUAUCAAGCAGCCCAGGCAAUCACCCUCGGUCGACGUGGUGCUCAAUGGCUUCAAGACCUUGUCAUGGACCUCGAGGAUAUUGAGUAUGUGAGAGCCGGCCUUAAAUUUAGAGGGGCACAGGGGACCACUGGAACACAGGCUUCAUUCAUGGAGAUUUUCCAAAAUGAUGCCUCAAAGAUCGAUAGGUUGAAUGAAAUCCUUUGUGAAAAAGCCGGAUUUUCAAGCUGCUACGACAUCUCUACACAGACAUAUACUAGAAAGGUUGAUUUGCGCAUUGCCAAUGCCCUUGCAGCCCUCGGUGCAACGGCCGUUCGCAUUGCAACAGAUCUUCGCCAUCUUGCUCAUGAUAAAGUCAUGGAAGAGCCUUUUGAAAAGGAUCAAAUUGGCUCAUCUGCCAUGGCUUACAAGCGUAACCCAAUGCGCUCGGAGCGAAUCUGCAGCAUUGGACGGAAAUUGAGCAACGUAUCAGCAAGCUUCUCUGAAACGUUCUCUGGUCAAUGGCUUGAAAGAACCUUGGAUGACAGCGCCAUCCGUCGUAUUGACAUUCCUGAGAUGUUCCUCAUGGCAGACGCCAUUCUUAUAAGUCUUGACAACGUUACCAAUGGGCUUGUUGUAUACCCAGCUAUCGUUAACUCCCAGCUGCGAGAGGAACUACCAUUCAUGGCAACUGAGAAUAUCAUAAUGAAACUGUGUAGCCACGGAGUCUCACGUCAAGAAGCCCACGAGGAGAUCCGUGUUCUCUCACACCAAGCUGCCCACGUUGUGAAGAUGGAAGGCGGAAAGAAUGAUUUGAUUGAGAGAAUCAAGAAGACUGAGUUCUUUAAACCAGUAUGGGGUGAGAUUGAUGGUCUUCUUGACCCUAAGCUGUUUAUCGGCCGAUCUCCUGAGAUCGUUGAGAGAUAUGCAGGGCCCGGUGGACCUGUCGAGAAGAAGUUGGAGAAGUAUAAGGAUUAUAUUAUGACUACGGCUACAGCUGAACUAUCUGUCUAA
Messenger RNA from Microsporum canis CBS 113480, 1443 nucleotides. RefSeq names its product adenylosuccinate lyase. The record is from RefSeq and is a predicted model, not a curated record. Gene Ontology annotation, cellular component: cytosol. The transcript is spliced from 6 exons. Gene Ontology annotation, biological process: 'de novo' AMP biosynthetic process. Gene Ontology annotation, molecular function: (S)-2-(5-amino-1-(5-phospho-D-ribosyl)imidazole-4-carboxamido) succinate lyase (fumarate-forming) activity; N6-(1,2-dicarboxyethyl)AMP AMP-lyase (fumarate-forming) activity. NCBI's taxonomy places the organism in Eukaryota, Fungi, Ascomycota, Eurotiomycetes, Onygenales, Arthrodermataceae. The coding region runs from base 1 to 1443 and encodes 480 amino acids.